AUGACGCGAUCCGAAUCUUCGCCGAGGUAUGCCGUCCUUGAAUACAGCUCAAACUCAAGAGCCCACCUUCUCGAUCUUCUGCGAAAGCUUGCACAGAAUCAGUCCAUUUGUCCCUCUUCCAUAUUGUGCAAAACCUUACGUCUCGCCCGAACCGCCUAUCCACGCCGAGUAUCCUCAGGUCCUCUUUCGCCACCUCAGUCCAAAACUUCUGUUUUCGGCCAAGUGGCUUCUACCAGCUCGAACCCGACAAACUUCUCAGAACUCGUUGAACAAAGCGAUCUGCCGGUCUCCUUAAUAUAUGACCAAGGAAGAGAAGACGAUUUAGCCACUUUCGAUGGCAGUGCAGGAUGUUUGUAUCUUUCACGUGUCAUCCGCCGCUAUACCACAUCAAUCUCUGCGUAA
This is a messenger RNA of Necator americanus (New World hookworm), 402 nucleotides long. RefSeq lists its product as uncharacterized. Bases 1 to 402 code for a protein of 133 amino acids. The transcript has a single exon. The record is from RefSeq and is a predicted model, not a curated record. Lineage: Eukaryota; Metazoa; Nematoda; Chromadorea; Rhabditida; Ancylostomatidae.